AUGCGGGGCAGGUUCAUGUUUCCGAGAGGUGGCGUUCCUCCGCUUGUCAACUACGGGGAGGAGGAUGUCGUUCUCUUUGCCGCCUCCCACACUGACGGUCACAUUCCGCGUCCGCUUGAAUUCCUCUCCUACUGUGUCAACUUUCAAACCAUUUUGGUGGGCCCUCCGCUCUCCUACAAGGACUACCUCAUCUACAUCGAGGACAGGCAGGCAGAUUAUCUGAAAACCGACGCCCAGAAAACCUACUUUCUUAAUUUCCUUCCUCCCCCCGUGUUGUUCGGUCGGGUGAUUUGUAUGGCACAUUUCGGCCGCUGUAGAAUGCGCAUCGCGUGUAAUAGGGAGUGGUUAGUGGGCGUGGUGGAGGAUUGUAGCAUGUUCAUGCGCUACUUCAUGGUCGGAAGAGCUGUCGUGAGUUAUGCCUAG
Molecule: messenger RNA, 423 nt
Organism: Dibothriocephalus latus
Lineage: Eukaryota; Metazoa; Platyhelminthes; Cestoda; Diphyllobothriidea; Diphyllobothriidae
Source: the annotation of a GenBank genome assembly